GCACGCGCAACGUCGCGAGCGCCCUCUCCCCCGUGCGGCGGCGUUGCGUCCUGCCCCCCCUCCUCUCUGCCUCCUGCGCCGCCGAGAGAGCCGCGGAGUGGUGGUGGCGGCCCUGUUCAGUCUAUGGUUCAGUCGCGGGCCCGUGUGUUCUCUGGUCGUGGCUGCCGUUGGUCGAGCUUGGGGCCGCCGCCGGUGUUCCACAAUGGAGACGAUGGAGUAGCGUACCGCAGCCAGCGCGCCGCUGGGUAUCGGCCUUUGUCUGGCGACACCAUGGCGGUGGUGGGCGCCCGCUCGGGCCGCCCCGUGAUCGCGUUCACGGGCGCGACGGCCGCCGCUCCUCAGCAGGCCAUCCUGACCGCGGCCCAACCCUUCUACCACCCGCCCGUAACGGUGCAGGAUAUCCAGCCGGACAGACCCAUUGGAUACGGAGCCUUCGGCGUCGUUUGGUCAGUCACAGACCCCCGAGAUGGCAAGCGAGUGGCCCUCAAAAAGAUGCCCAAUGUUUUCCAAAACCUGGUCUCCAGCAAGAGAGUCUAUCGUGAGAUCAAGAUGCUCUGCUUCUUCAAGCAUGAAAAUGUCUUGUCAGCACUGGAUAUCCUACAGCCUCCACACUUAGAUUUCUUUCAAGAAAUAUAUGUCACAACAGAACUGAUGCAGAGUGAUCUGCACAAGAUCAUAGUUUCUCCACAGCCACUUACUUCGGAUCACUUGAAAGUUUUUCUUUACCAAAUAUUGAGAGGCCUCAAGUAUUUACACUCCUCAAGGAUACUUCACAGGGACAUCAAGCCUGGCAACCUUUUGGUUAACAGCAAUUGUGUUCUUAAGAUCUGCGACUUUGGGCUGGCCCGUCUGGAGGAGCGGGAUGAACAGCGGCACAUGACGCAAGAAGUUGUGACUCAGUACUAUCGUGCCCCAGAGCUCCUCAUGGGAGCACGUCACUACGGUUCGGCCGUUGACAUCUGGUCCGUGGGCUGCAUCUUUGCUGAGCUGUUGGGACGGCGCAUCCUGUUCCAAGCACAGACUCCCAUCCAGCAACUGGAGCUGAUCACGGAGCUGCUGGGCACUCCCCUGUUGGAAGACAUGAAGCACGGUUGUGAGGGUGCGCGUGCCCACCUGCUGAGGCGUCCCACCAAGCCACCCUCCUUGGCGGCUCUCUACACCCUCUCGCCACAGGCAACCCACGAGGCAGUCCACCUGCUCUGCCAGAUGCUUGUCUUCAACCCUGACAAGCGGAUCAGCUGUGCAGACGCCCUGUCACACCCAUACCUGGAGGAAGGACGGCUGCGAUACCACUCGUGCAUGUGCCGCUGCUGCCAGAGUACGCCAGCGGGUCGCCACUAUGUGGCCGACUUUGAACCUGUUGCGCCACAUGCCUUCGACGACUCUUUCGAGACAGAACUUCUCUCUGUGCACCAAGUGAAAGAAAAACUCCACAAGUUCAUUCUGGAAAGGUGUGCCACUUCAAACCGGGUCCCACUCUGCAUCAACCCUCUUUCGACUGCUUUCAAGAGCUUUGCUAGUUCGACGGUGGCGCACCCUUCGGAGCUGCCCGUCGCCCCACCAAUGGGAGUGACACGGGCCCCCUCCCCUGCACCACCCGUGACCCUUGCUGUUGCCAGCCUUGGGGGCCCAAAGGCUGCAGUUGCCACAGCAGCUUCACCGACGCAUCAUUCACCACUGCGAUCACCUCUGUCACCACCAUCACCGCCCGUCUACGACGGCGGCACUGCUCCCUCGGGUCCCCCAGUGGCAGCACCACUGCUGAGCCAACCAGCUGCACAACACUCUCGACACCAGUGUGGAUUGGCUGCUGUCGACUGUCUGUCACUCUCUCACACACAUGCACGGGAUUAGUGUUGAUGGGGAGGCUUCUUGGCUUAAGGGUGCAAGUCGAUGCGUCGGGAGCAUUUUGGUGGGUGGUCGGCCGUCUACUGAGCGACUCAGCCGCAAGCGCUCCGUGAGAAGCUUGCGGCUGUCUUGUGUCGGCCACGAAUGCGUCGAGUUUUGAGAAAGGCACAAAAAGGUCCUUGCGGAUAGAGCCAUUGUCAAGGCUGUGAAUGGAGUCACUUUUUUUUUUUUCCCCCUCAGUGGCACCUGCUGGAAAGAGGGAAAAUUAUCAAGUUUUCUUUUCUCUCUAUUUUUUUAGCUUCACACUUCAGUUUUCUCUUAUAUUGCCCUACUGCUUUAUUUUUCCUCUGCUUUUAGCCAGGGUGUUCACUUGAUUGCAGGAUUCCUUAUACUCUUUUUUUUUUUCUAUCCUGUUUUGCCCUACUUGGACCCUUUGAGAAGGUCUUUGUUUGGUCUGGUUCGCAUAACUGAAGAAAGAUAUUGCGGCAUCUCAAAGGAGAGAUGCAGGAGCUCAGACCAUCUGGCUCUCGGUAUUCAGUGAAAUUUGUCAGGGACCACCGCAAACGCAAGAGGCUUUAGGGCAAAUUUUCACGUGACGCAAUGCCUGACCAUUUGUCGCUUGCAAGCGUAGUCACCGGUGACGGCAGACAUUUACGGCACUCCCAGCCUACCCCAGGUUUCUCCUUGGGGACUAGUAAAGAGCAUGCUGAUACUCUUCUCACCCGCCUCUGUUACUUUAACCUUCCGAGUGACGUCCUCCUCCUUGUAGAGGAAUAGCAUGGCUUUUUCAUGUCCCUGUGCGAGCGUGGAGCGUCUUCAGGUCACGGUUGCCUGUGCAUCAUGUGUGGGGAGCACUUAGCCUAAAAAAAAAGUGUGCAUGAGUGUGUGUGUGUUUGCACGCCAUGUUUGUGUACUUGUUUGAUGCGAGGAACUUGACAUGGGGAUCUUUAAAUAAACAAAAAAAAAGGUACAGUCUGGGGAGAGCUGUUGUAAUGUCUUACUGUGAUAACUUACUGUCAUUUUCCCUUCUAUGUAUGUGUGUCUUUUGCACGCUUUCAUCCUUUGUAAGGCCCAACUUGCUAGUACCUCUUGUGAUGCGCCCUUUGGCUGACUUACCCGCAGGAAGUGCUGGUGCAGGCGAUCAAAGCUUUUUGUUAUGCUAAGCAGCGCUUAAAUUUGUUUUUUGUCUGUUAGCUUCCAUCACUUUCCCUUUGCUGCAUUCAAAUUGUCAAGGCUGGUAAAAAAAAUUUUUAAACAUUCAUGUAAACAUUAUGUAGGCAGCAUUCACCUAAUGUAAUAUAUAGGGUGUCCCAACUAUCAUACACCAAGAUUUAAGGAUAUGCAAGUCCCAUGUAGCUGGAUAGAACCAAGGUAAUGUUGUUUGCCGUAGCUUGGAGUACCUAAUUACAUAAUUAGUCUGAAUUAAUUUCUAAAAUAUUAUAAUUAGAUUAGAAGUGUCAAUGAGAAAAUUGUAGGGCAACAUGACAAACUCCCAUUACAGCUUUCUGUUGUUGCUCAGUACAUGCUAUAUAACUGUUUUUCCAAGCGUGAAAGAAGUCCGCAAGUGCAUGCAAAAUUGCACUUUGCUUGUGUUUGUGGGCUUCUUUCACGCUCGGAAAUACUUUUAUGUUGCACAUACUGAGCAACAACAGAAAGCUCUGUCGGGAGUUUUUCAUGUUGCUCUACAGUUUUCUUAUUGACACCUUUCAUCUAAUUAUAAUACUAUUUGCGAAGUUGAUUAAGACUGGUGAUGUAAUCAGGCAGAACACAAAAAAUAAUCUGCUUAUCUCCAAACGAUGAUAAACAACAUUACCUUGGUUCUGUCAAGCUGCGUGGCAUUGCAUAUUUUUUCAUUUUGGUGCACGAUAGUUGGGACAUACUGCAUAGUAUGGUCCUAGGUUCACACUCUUUAAAACCAUUCAGACCAUCAGCUGAUAGAAAGUGAGUGACCAGAUUCACUUUACGUUCUCAGCAUUCGGCGUCGCUUAGCCAAGGCAAUGAUACCUGCCCUGCAGAAUGUUUUACAAAUUGGAGGUGCCUGUCGUUAGCUUAGGAGUGUAGCGUGCUUCUCGAGAAAUCCUCGUUCAUCUCCUGCGAGGUCGAAUACGUCCUUCAUUCACUUCCCGACUGUGCAUUUCGUACGCGAAAGAACAGCCUGUGUGUGCGCUGGAAAAAAAAAAAGUCUCUUCGGACCAAAGCAUGUACAUACAUCAUUACCAGUCAUGCUCACUCAUCAAUGUACAUUAUUUUGUACUCCUCAUAGCUAGCUAGAAACAUAUUAGGAUUGAAAAUUGGUCAAGUUGGCAACGAUCCAUCUUACCACUUAGGACAGGGACAAGCAAGAAGAGGGGACGCCAGUGAAUGUGCUGUGUUGUUUUGCUUGUCCCUGUCUCGCGUGGUGCUGUUGAAAAUGAAUGGCUAGAAACAGCAGACACCCAGAAAAAGGGAGACUGAGCUCUGUGCAGCAGUGACGGAGCACACGAAGUUCUCUCUCACAGAAAAGUUGUGCUCUUUAUUGCCUGCUGUCCGAGAAACCUCUCGCUUUGUCGUCCCCUUCCAAGCCGUUUAUUUUUCCCUUUCUUCGGCUAGUUCAGCACAUGCUUUCUAUUUUCCUGAAUGGCUGAAUUCAAGUAGGACAGUUGGUAUUUACGACUGCUCUAACAUCAUUCACAUGCAAACUUUGCAUUAAGGAGCAGUUCAGCUAAGAGCACGUUGUUUUAGCUUUAGUGCACAGGUUUUAAAUUUCUAUGCAUUUUUGUUCCUUUUUUUUCCCCCUCCGAGUUCUGUAUAUUCAUCCUCUCGCCCACCACUACCGGUCUUGUUUUGUUGUGUUGAUUGCAUGCGGUGCAUCGGGUAGCCACCCUGGCUUAAGUUUUACGUUCGCAUGCUUCUGGACAGCUUCAUCACAUGUGAACGGUGAUCUAUCGGUGUAUUUUUAAUGUUGCCAUCAUUGCUUGUCCUGGUGUAUUUUCGGUAAUACCCGGAAUUUCCUCAGUUCAGUGUGGUUGCUGAUGUUGUUAUGACUGCAGUCAUAGGUGCUGUCGUUAACAUCUUACCUCCCCCUCUCCCUUUUAUGUUGUCCAUGUGAUGAAACAUACCCUUUUUUUAGUAUGAUCUCAGUAUGUUGCACUUUCGUUUGCAUUUUUUUUUUACUUUUUCAUUACGGUAGUGACGCUAUCGCAUCGGUGGUUGAUUUCUUUUUUGUUUCAAAGUGUGUGGUGUAUUCACAAAAGAUGGGUUGUCACUCCAAGUGUAUGUUUAUGCCAUUGUAAUUCAUGUACUGUACGUAAGUGUUGCCCCACAUAGGAACUUUUUGUACUCUUGCAAGGCCAUUGUAUGCAGCAGCAUUGUAUAUAGCGAGGUUAUUACUACUGUCACCACCUUUUUGACUUACUGCAGGACAGUUUUCCUUCAUUUUUUUUCUUUUCCCUCCCCCUCGGGUUUUACCUCUUCUUGUUUCAACCUGUUUGUUGGUUUCUCAGCCACUCCUACUGCAGACAUAUAUCCACACAGUUCUUGGAACUCUUACAUGUCGGUUCUUUUCAUGGCGUUAUCCCGCAUUGAGCUGCAUCAUUUCACUUGGUGUUUUACCAGUGGGCUCGCUUGCAAGCCUGCGGGCUAAACCCUGCAUAAUAACUAGGCAAGCCAUUUCUUUUAACUCGUAAGCGCUGAUGAGUAGUUGGUGUGUGUUUUCAUCCUGUCCGUAAGCAAUUGACAAAGCCUCACUUAUCGUUCGAUGUGGCCCAUGUACAUACACAGUAAAAUAUAUCGCUGCAUUAAAUGUCGAGGGCAAAGGACUUCUUAAAAAUCUGUGUCUUUCUUAUUAACUAGUGGAGGUAAAAUGAUGCAAGAAGCACCUUGGUGCACACGAAGUAUUUGUAGCGGCGAUGCCUAGUUGAUGUGUGUAGCUGCUUAUAAAAACACUGUUUUGCGAGUCCGUGACUUUCACCACUCGUUUUAUUUUUUCUCCCCUUCUGUUCUGGCACUAACACCACACACUCUCUUUAGCUAUUGACGUGCCAAAGAACAAGUGCUUCUCGUGGUUCUCUUUUUUUUUUUAGUCUACUAACACCGGCAGCGCCAACAUAAUUGCAACCAGAUCUCUGGACCUCCACUUUUUUUUUUAGUUGUCUUGGCGCAGACUGACGUGUGGGUCAACUUCCUGCCAUGUACUAUAGUAUAACUUAUUUGUGUUUUCGUGUUCCUCGGGUACUUUUUUUUCUUCUAGUACAUGGGGGCUAUAGGCUCUGCCUUGAGAGGCAACUCCUAAUAUUAUGCGGAAACUAGUCGUAAGGAUUGUUCGUCUUACACUGACCUCGGCUUCACACUGUCUUGUAUGGAUGCAAUCAUCUGGACCUUUCCUAAAUGGAAAGCAAAAAACGAGAACCGCUGGUUACUGUCAAAAUGGUGGUUACUGUCACUCUGCUAUUGUAGCAGUGCUUGAGAUCUUUAAUAAGAGUCGCAUAUAUUGGAGAUUUGCUCGCCUUGUUGUGCGUUUGGGAGUGCAGCGCACAUCUGAUACCUUAGCUCUAGGGAGGCAGCAGUUCCGAUACAAGCAGCCGCUUAGGAUUCGGUAGACGUCUGCACAAAUGUCCCAUGUAAGAAUUCAGGUUGUACUACUUGAACAUAUAGGAACAUUUCAAUCUACAAAUCUGAAAGAAUACUAGGUAUAGAUAACUCGAGAUUUAACAUCUCCUUUUAUUUCCCAAAUCCUAGGCUUUAUUGUCUUAUGGUGCAAGAUUGGGUCCAGUUUAUGGUGCUGAGAGCAGUGUAGUGUUCAUAUAGAACAUCAGAAUGAAAAUGAAACUAAAGGUUAGCUUAAGAUGCUAACAAAUUGUUAGAACAAAGCCACAACACUUUGAACAGCACGCAGAGUUUUAUACAAACUACAGAGAAAGGCUGUACUACAUGUAACAAUCAUCUAGCCUCCCGUUUUGUCCGUGUGAAGGUAGCAGAGCAGCUUGGAACAAAGCUUGUGCUUGUAUUCCCCAGAUAGGCCCCUACUCUGUGUAUCUUUCAGCUGCUUGUUAGCUGUGGGCGUCCAGCUAGAGGUGUCAGCGCACUUGUUCCUGAAGUCGCUGUGCUUGUGUUUAGUGAGCAUAUGUUGUGAAGUUUGCACUCUUCCUAACUAGUACUGGGAAAAGAGGGAGGUGCUUUUUAACCAUUUCUUUCUGUUUGCAAAUACAUCCCACUUUCAACAGAGGUCCUUGCAAAGCAGCUAGUAACGAAUUAAAAUGAGAUUGGUGGGAAAAAAAGCUAUACUGGGUUAUCUAUUUUGUGGAAACAGAUUUUAAGUUCUCCUGUGGUGGGAAUGUCAAUUCUUUCACUUGAAAUGGCAUGCUGAUAAGUGUUGCUGUAAGCUCAGUGCAUUUUGCCAAAGAUUUUGAACUUUAUUUCACGAUACUGGUGCUGAACACAAAAUUUGGAUACAGUUUCCUUCCAUUAAUCCCGUUGGCAGUUAAUUCAAUAUUUCAUUUAAUUCGAUACCGGCCAGCGCCCACGCAUAUCUAUGGGCCUUGGUCAGAUAAAUCUAACUUCCCCAGUCAAAUGCCUGACUAAAUGACUAAUGGAUCAGUAAUGACUAAAGGGGUCAUUACUGAUUCCAGCAAUGACCCCUUUAGUGGCAGCGUCUGUCUCUGCGGAGCUCAAGGGACAGUGAAUGCAUUGAAUCUCCCAUUGAAAAUUCCCAUCUUCAGCUUGCCCUAGGAAGAUUAAGUAAUAGCUGUAGCUCCCAAUAUCUGAUAAUAGUAUUUAUACGAUUCUAGCAGACGCCUUCCUUCAUUUCUUACUCCUUGCCCUCCCCCCCCCCCUACACACACACACACUUUUUUUGUUUAAAGAAAUUGCGCCAUAAAUUGCCUGUGCAAUGCGAUUGGCGGGGGGGGGGGGGGAUACAAAACCAAAACCGCUAUCGCGGCGUUCAUAUGCUUUACUGCAUAACAUGGAUCACUGCAGUGAAGCUGACUUUAGAAAACCAGCUGCCAUUGUGCAACAAACAUUAGACCCUUGGCCACCUUUCUUGCUAAAAAAAUGGGCGCAAGCUAGACUUCUGCUUUGUUUAGACACUUCAACGCCAUUUCUAUGUUAGUUUCCUGUUUUGAGCACAGAAAUGGGGUGCUCAUUUUAUUCGGGGUUGUGUUAACAUUGCUCAAAUACUGCCAAAUGAAUCGCCGUUGUGUGCGUGUUUUUUUUUUUUCAUUUUUUCUAAAUCUUUUUUAACUCAAACCUCUGAAUAAUUGGUCAUUUUCAUCAGUCACUUUGGGGUUGAAUUAACAGAAGUCGAUUGUAUUCGUUACUGUUGCUGGGACCUGUGCAGUCGGGACCUGUGCUCUGAGGAAAUGGAUUACAAAAUUAUAAAAUUUUGGUAAUGAGCUAACAUGACUCUGCAAUUUGUCUUGCAAGUAGCAUCCACCUCUUCAUGUAAUCCAGCUCAUGUGACGGUAUUGCAAAUAUCUACCACAGGAGAUCCUUAGUAAUUCUGUUUGCAUUAAGAUAACUCUGUUUACACGGCCUACUAUUACAAGCUUGAGGUUUACACUUCUCGUGCUGCGCGCACUUGCAUGAAUCUUCCCCCAAGUCGGGGAACUGCAAACACGUUCCGCGGUCUGCACACAGAUGUCGUUGCCGAGGCACAGUUUUGUUCUGCACGAGAGGUAUGCUGGCUGGCGUGGCAAAAAUGCCACAUUGGCCAGUAACCUUGCAUGUUGUUCAGGUACAGUGCACGAUGGAUUGUAAAUUUCGGUUCAUUGGUAGGCAUCCCCCACAUUUUGGAGGGAUUUCCACUGCCGAACAUUUAGCACAUGCAAUUGCCGACAUCUAAAACCUCGGGUACGACAAUCUUGGCCCUCCUUUCACUGCCCUAUCCCUUCCCCCCCUUUUUUUGUGCUGUUUUCCAUAAAGGGAUGGUAGCCAUCAGAGGUGUUGAAAAAGUUUUCACACACUGCUAUCCAGCCUUAUGUCAGAAUUUUUAAAUAUUCUUACACUUACUGUAAGGCAAUAGCUUCUGCACCCUCUUUGUUUAGUGACACUCCAUGCUACUCUUAAUACACCAACUACUACUAUUUUAUCACUGUUUGCAUAUUUCACUUCUAAUGUGUGUGACGAAAGCAGGUUCACUUUGCUGUUUUGCAACUCUGUAAUGAUUGUAAUCUUGCCGCUACAACUGGUAAAUGUGGUGUUAUGCUCUACCGUGCUGCUCUGUUCACGCCUUUCUUCCCGCUGUAGAUAAGAAUCUGUGCGUGACAAAAUGUAGUCAGUGAAGGUCGUGGUUUUCACACUGUAUCUCCAUAGUGGGCUUGCAGUCGAGAAAUGGUGCAAGUUGAACAUUCAAAGUUGAGGCUGUGACGAAAUGUGGUACUAUGUAGUAGCAAGUGGCAUUGCUUGUUGCACAUGCCUUUGUAGAGAAGAAAAAAAAUAUUCGUCUGCUUGCUGUAGUCCUGGACAGGUUGAAGAUGCAUUUUGUUUUCUGGUGUUGCAUUCUGGAGCUGUCGCACUUAGUGGUACCUAAGGCAGUUUCAUCAUGAGAAUAAAUAGGUUCCAAGUGGUUUCUUCAUUCCUGCAGACGCAUUCAGUGCCAUGUUUCACAUCAUUUGUAGGACUACCAAAGCACAGGUUCAAUGACUGGUUGAAGAGGAUGCUUGCUUGAUGUAACAUCCAGCAUUGACGCCUCACAGUAACAAAGGUUAUAAUGUGUUGAUGUCGUAUUUCUGCUGCCUAUUGUGUUGGUGCAGCAGAAAACAAAACUGUUUGGAAGUAAUGUCACCAAAGUGUACACUCACACUCAAUCCUACAGUGAUUUCUUGCUUGCACCAGUUUAGCCAUUUGGAGUGCGCUGACAGUGGUACCUGCAAAGGUGACAGCUCCCAAAUGCCGCUCUUCCUCGACGCUGGUCCACUACUUCCUGUAGAUGAGCUCGCUGUAUGUUUGUCAUCUUAGCCCUUGACGAGGAGCGAAGCAGGUUAUAACCACAGAAGGUGCUCAUGUUUUAAGAUCUACAGUGCUAUUAAUGAGAUGGGCUUGAAUUCUGUACCUGGCUUGCAGCAGACUGGACAAAGGUGGUAAAGUGGUCCACUGAUGACACAAUUGACUAUUUGGGCUCUUGCCUGCAUGUAAAGGCUGCACUGUAUUGAAGUAAUUUACUGCUGCAUGCAACUACAGCAGAAGCUUCAGAUAGCGUUGAGAAAGGUGCAGCCUUAAACACACAGCUUUUAACAUGUGAAUUGACUUAAAGCAGCCUUGUACAGCAGGCACUUGGCUUCUAAAAAAAAGAGGUGUCCAUAGAAUGCAUUUCUCACUGGACAAAUUUGUUUUUGCACAGGAGUGAAAAGGUGCAGAAGGCAUGUUUGCUUUAAAUGUAUUGUAGGCUGUACUUGCAAAGCAGAGAUGUUACGUGAAAGCAUUGGCAAAAAUGAACUACUGGCAUCGUGCCUCAUGCAUUUAGAGAUUAAGCUGCACAUCAAAGUUGUUGUAGCUGCAUGUAAGCAUGUUAAGGACUAUGGAAGCUCUUAUUAAAAAUAAAAGCAAAACAAGAAAACUGUGGUAAUGUCUCGCAGCAACUCUGACAUGUUUCUGUACUGCACUGUGGACCCUUCUUCUAAUUGUCAAGUUUUCAUAUUCAUGUGAUGCUUCUGCCAAACUAACGGCUGCGCAGGCUAUCAUGCGAACAAUGACAAAACGCCAGCUGCAACUGGCCACAUUCAUCUACGACGUACAAUACUGAAAUUGUGCGAACCACAACUGGCACCUUUCAUCUCGAAAGAUCUUUCUUUACAAUAAUUUGCCGAUUUGGAAAUAAGCCUUGUCUCCAAUGUUGGCCACGUUGCUAAUUUGAAAAUGUGCUCGCCGGCACCCUGGGCCGUUCUGGCUCGUUUGCACAGAAUGGUGUGUACCACAUUUGUCAUCAAAAGCAGCAGCAUUUGUACGGCUUUGGCCCGAGCCUUCCUGAGAAAAAUUAAUUUCUGUGAAAAUGCAUGGUGCUUGCACAUCUCACAAGCAGCAUGCCACGCCUGUCGGGUAUCGUUUGUCGAGAGAAGAGCCUUUGUACGUCACCAGUAGCUUCUGUACGCAUGUGCUCUUCUUCAGUGUGCAGUUUCUUGUGGGUGUGUGUUUUUUGUACACGACUACUAACAAUUGCUGUUCAUCACCACCACAACUACUACUACUGUACUAUUACUACUACUGUUUGCACAUUGCUUAGGUGGAAUGCUCUCCAAAUGUGUAUUAGUCAGCACACUUUAUGAAUUGGGUGGAGUUUGGUGUUGUGCCUUCCAGGGAAGAAUAUUUCCAUCUUCCUCACAAGUCUCUUGUAGGUCUUUUUAAGAAUGUGGUGUGUACUCGUCCUGUCGUGGUCUCUCUUCUUUUUUGUCCUCUGUUGUGAAUGUUCUUAAAUACAGAUUCACAGUGCUCAUUGGUGGAAACUAUGAAUAGAGUUUUGUUUUGGUUUGUUUA
Molecule: messenger RNA, 11295 nt
Organism: Dermacentor albipictus
Lineage: Eukaryota; Metazoa; Arthropoda; Arachnida; Ixodida; Ixodidae
Gene: nmo
Product: serine/threonine-protein kinase nemo
Biological process (GO): intracellular signal transduction; protein phosphorylation
Cellular component (GO): cytoplasm; nucleus
Molecular function (GO): ATP binding; MAP kinase activity
Source: RefSeq, a predicted model, not a curated record